CACACAACAUACAAUAAAUUCAGAAAUACCGAACUCAUCAAGGACAACAAUAAAUGCGGUAUCGUCAACGAAACCCACAACGUCUGCUCUCGGUCGAGAAAUGGUGAUUCUGAUGGUGGGAAUCGGAGUGGUGGAAGUGACGAUAAUUAUUGUGGGAAUUCUAGCAGUCAAGCGAUUUAGACAGAAUAAGAGCAAAACGACAAGACGCAGUAAAGAAAAUGUCGGUCGACCUGUUUCUAGAAAGACAGUCUGUAGUAUUGAUAACGUAUAUGCCACGAUUCCAGAGGAGGAAUUCGAAGAGAAUCCAUAUAAGGAUCUCUCUGAAGGGGUGUAUGAUACAACCUCAAAACGAAGAUCUCAUGUCAAUGGUAGCCGGAACGAAUAUUCCAGAGGAAGUUUUUAUUCUCGUUUGUUUCGAAGUUCAAAAAUAAGCGGAAGAAGUUCAAUACAGGAAAUGCAUCCAAUGUUUUCAACAUUCCGAGACACGAAAAAGGAAACAAAGUAAUUAGUUAAAUCUCAGAUAACUGUUUGUGUGACUUUAAAUUACUAUCAUAAAUUUUUACAUGUAUUUUUUAAAACAAGGUAGGGUCUCAAGAAAUAUAUUGCCCAGUGUUUUCUAAUAUAUAAAGGUGAUGUAAGAAAUUAAAACUCUGACUUUUUGAACUGUUGAAAUUCCAUGCAGUAGGAAUACAUGUAUACAAAUCGUAUUUCUCAGAUGACCUACUAAGUGCUUAUAGGGACGUCUUGAACGUCUAAAUUUUUUCCCAUAUUUUCUUAAACCUUUCAAAGGACACCAUUUUAGUGCAUUCUCUAUUCGAUAAUAUGGAGAACAUGCAUCACCAAAACCAUUUUGAAAAUUUGUUAUUUUUCAAAGAAUUAUACAACACUGUUUAUCGUAAAAAAUAUAGUGAGAAAGAACUUUGGGCAAUUAUUACAACUUUUUAAGGGAAAUAAAUACAGAAAUGAGUCAUGUAAAACUUUUCUGUUGAAAACUUUUUAAAAAAAAUAAUACAUGUAUGUACAAACUAAAUGACGUCAUAUUUUCGGUAUGUCAUAUUUAUUUCAUAAUUUAUCAUAUUUACAUACUCAACUCAAUUUCAAGGCACAGAUAAUUCAACUUCUUUUAAUUGUUUUAUUUUUCAUAAACAAAUUGAUUUACAACCAACUUUUUGAUGAUAUGAUUUUUAAUAUAUAAUUGUUUUCAAGGAGUUAAUUUUAAAUGGAAAUUGUGUAUACUAUGAAUUUUAAUUGUUAUGUGUUUUUUUUUAUCUUUGUCAACCAGAAUUAAUUGCCGAUGAAUCAAUUGCCGAUCUCUAUAGAUUGUACAGCUAAUAAGUGAAAUAUAUUUGAAAUAUAAAUGAACGUGUGAUUAACAUAUCUGAAUAUACAUUUCAUUCUUUUAACCUUGUAUUUUAUCCUUGUACAUAUUAGUAACAACGUACAUAUGCUGAAUAAUGCACAUUGAUGUACAUAUAUAAUAAAUUAUUAUCGGGCUUAUUGCUUGAUUAUGCUAUCAUUUAGAAGGGUGUUUUGAAGCGAGGAAAUAUUUCAUGAUAAUUGGGACAUUAAUAUUAAUUGCAUAUAAAUUUAUAUUAUUUGUAUACAUUGUCAUACUAAUGUAACCAUAACCAACUUUUUGUAGUCAAGCAUUAUUACAAAAUUUCAAAAUUUUCCAAUAUUUUAUCCAUAUGACGGUUUAACUAAUGUAUAUUUUAUUUAUUAUAUGUCAUUAUGUAGAAGGAAGAAUUAAAGAAGUUAGUUCAACAGGCUCGAAAUUCAUAGAAUUGAAAAUUCUCGUAAAAAUGUCAGAUUUCACAAAAUACUUUAAAUCUAAACGUGUAUAAAACAAUAUUAUUUAUUUUAGGUUCCUCAUUAUUAUGAAUCAUAUUAUAUAGGGAAAUAUCCUAUCCGAAAUAUAUUAUCAGGAAACACGAAUAA
This is a messenger RNA of Saccostrea cuccullata (small rock oyster), 1938 nucleotides long. RefSeq lists its product as uncharacterized. The transcript has 3 exons. The coding region runs from base 101 to 505 and encodes 134 amino acids. The record is from RefSeq and is a predicted model, not a curated record. Lineage: Eukaryota; Metazoa; Mollusca; Bivalvia; Ostreida; Ostreidae.